Messenger RNA from Raphanus sativus (radish), 1801 nucleotides. RefSeq names its product pentatricopeptide repeat-containing protein At1g20300, mitochondrial. The transcript has a single exon. Lineage: Eukaryota; Viridiplantae; Streptophyta; Magnoliopsida; Brassicales; Brassicaceae. The record is from RefSeq and is a predicted model, not a curated record. Gene Ontology annotation, molecular function: protein binding. Bases 97 to 1725 code for a protein of 542 amino acids.
AAAGCAAAUCUGACCUUCUGAUAGUCUCUCCAGGACCGAACCCCACUCUGCGCCUCUGAGAGCUUUGUAAGGGAGUAACCAAAUCUCUCUCCACCGAUGGCGUUAAUCCGAUCAAAACUCCAUCUUUCUCGAACCCUUCCCUUCAUCUCUCCUCUUCUACCCAAACCCUACACCACCACCACCUCCACAUCUUCUCCCCACCCCGACCUCGAAACCGACGAAUCCCCCGCCGCCGCCGUCAUCAUCUCCCCCGUUUCACCGCCACUAACUCCGGAAGACACACAAACCGUAGAGAAGCUCCACUCAAUCAUCAAAGACCACUACCGCAAAAACCCCCCACCAACAAACCAAAACGACGCCGUCGCCCUAAACCCUAACUUCACCCUCCCUUCCCUCUCCCUCGACUUCUCCCAAAUCCCCUCCGCCUCAAUCUCCCCCUCCGUCAUCCAAUCCGUCAUCGAGAAAUGCGCCUCCGUCCGCCACGGCAUCCCUCUCCACCAGUCCCUCUCUUUCUUCAACUGGGCCACCUCACAACCCCAAUACAACAACCACCACCGAUCCCCACUUCCUUACAACGAGAUGAUCGACCUCGCCGGAAAGACCCGACAUUUCGACCUCGCCUGGCACCUAAUCGACCUCAUGAAAUCCCGAAACGUCUCAAUCACAACGGAGACAUUCACCGUCCUGAUCCGCCGCUACGUCAGAGCCGGGCUCGCCUCCGAGGCAGUCCACUGCUUCAACCGCAUGGAGGAUUACGGCUGCGCCCCCGACAAGAUCGCCUUCUCCAUCGUCAUCAGCAUCUUAUCCAGGAAACGUAGAGCGACCGAAGCCCAGUCCUUUUUCGACACCUUGAAAGACAGAUUCGCCCCCGACGUCAUCGUCUACACGAACCUCGUCCGAGGCUGGUGCCGCGCGGGAGAGAUCUCCGAGGCCGAGAGAGUCUUCAAGGAGAUGAAAGAGUCAGGGAUCGAGCCUAAUGUGUAUACUUACAGCAUCGUGAUCGACGCGCUGUGUAGGUGCGGGCAGAUAAGCCGUGCACACGACGUGUUCGCUGAUAUGCUUGACUCGGGUUGCGCUCCGAACGCGAUUACUUUUAAUAACUUGAUGAGGGUUCAUGUGAAAGCGGGGAGGACGGAGAAGGUUCUUCAGGUUUAUAACCAGAUGAAGAAGCUAGGGUGCGAGCCUGAUACGAUCACUUAUAAUUUCUUGAUUGAGACGCAUUGUAGGGACGAGAAUCUUGAGAACGCGGUCAAGGUUCUGAACGCGAUGAUCAAGAGGAAGUGCGAGGUGAAUGCGUCGACUUUUAAUACGGUUUUUAGGUGUAUAGAGAAGAAGAGGGACGUGAACGGAGCGCAUAGGAUGUAUUCGAAGAUGGUGGAGGCGAGGUGCGAGCCGAAUACGGUGACGUAUAAUGUGCUGAUGAGGAUGUUUGCUGGGUCGAAGUCGACGGAUAUGGUGUUGAAGAUGAAGAAGGAGAUGGAUGAGAGGGAGGUUGAGCCGAAUGUGAAUACUUAUAGGGUUUUGGUUACGAUGUUCUGUGGGAUGGGGCAUUGGAAUAAUGCGUAUAAGUUGUUUAGGGAGAUGGUUGAGGAGAAGUGUUUGGUGCCGAGCUUGUCUUUGUAUGAGAUGGUUCUUGCUCAGCUGAGGAGGGCUGGGCAGUUGAAGAAGCAUGAGGAGUUGGUGGAGAAGAUGGUUCAGAAGGGACUCGUUGCUCGGCCUUUGUAGGGAGGAACUUUCCAAGCAAUUUUAUUCUUCUUUUUAUUUAAAAGCAAUUUUAUUUUCAAACAGAUGUGUUACUUCA